This is a messenger RNA of Bombus pyrosoma, 1030 nucleotides long. It is a transcript of the gene maf-S, whose product is annotated as transcription factor MafG. Gene Ontology annotation, biological process: regulation of transcription by RNA polymerase II. Gene Ontology annotation, molecular function: RNA polymerase II cis-regulatory region sequence-specific DNA binding; DNA-binding transcription factor activity, RNA polymerase II-specific. Lineage: Eukaryota; Metazoa; Arthropoda; Insecta; Hymenoptera; Apidae. Gene Ontology annotation, cellular component: nucleus. The transcript is spliced from 2 exons. The record is from RefSeq and is a predicted model, not a curated record. Bases 202 to 594 code for a protein of 130 amino acids.
GAAAUCUAUAAAAGAUCUUUCAUUAACAAAGUUCAUGUUUUUAGAAAGAUACCUACCAUCAAUUGAAUGGUGAACUGACCAGCAUCAGAUUCUACGAUGACUAAGCGAAUUUUUCUUCAAAGCGUGAAAGCUAGAGUAAAAUCAAAACUUUGGUGGUUUCUCGACGCUGAAACUUAAAAGAAUCAGUUGAGAAAUAUAUCCAUGGAUGGAAAACGAUCUAUAAAGAUGGAUCCACUAUCACCUGGUCCUUGUUUAGACAUUAGUGACGAUGAACUAGUGACUAUAUCAGUUAGGGAUUUAAACAGGCAGCUGAAAUUGCGUGGAUUAUCACGAGAAGAAAUAGUUCGUAUGAAACAACGUAGACGCACAUUGAAAAACAGAGGAUAUGCAGCCAGUUGUCGUAUCAAACGAAUUGAACAAAAAGAUGAGUUAGAAUCAGAAAAGACACAGGAAUAUCGUGAUAUGGAAGCUAUGCAGGAGGACAAUAAUCAUAUGAGAGAAGAAAUAGAAUCUUGGCAUUCUAAAUAUCAAGCACUAAAAAAAUUUGCAAUAGAAAAAAAAAUUCACAUUCCACCUGAACUAGAAACUAUAUAAAAUAUUUUAAACAUACUAGAGUUUUCUAUUGAACAUAAAAGCAAUAACAUUAUUGGAUAUUGAACGAUUCUAUACCAAAAUUACACAAUGCAAAAAACUGAAUUACUAGCACUUCUAAGUAUGUAUUAAGAAUUAAGAGAAAUGUGAACUUCAUAUUAAUCAAAAGCAAUGAUUGCAAUGAUACUUGGUUAACAAUGAUUAUACUACUAUGAAUGAUUGUAAAUGAUUAAAGUACAAAAAUUAUGUAAAUGCUAACAUUUCACUUAGCACUUAGAUGAUCAUGAAUGCUCUGUAUUUAUGUCAAAAACUAAAUAUGUUAUUAUAGAGACUUCAUUUACCCAUUAUACUUAUUUCUUUGUAUUUUUUCUGUUAAAAAUUUGUAACUUCGUUUUGGAAUAUAAAACAUUUUCUUUAUUAAAAAUAUAUAUAAAAUAUA